This is a messenger RNA of Amborella trichopoda, 2250 nucleotides long. RefSeq names its product WRKY family transcription factor family protein (gene WRKY20). Gene Ontology annotation, molecular function: sequence-specific DNA binding; DNA-binding transcription factor activity. Gene Ontology annotation, biological process: regulation of DNA-templated transcription. Lineage: Eukaryota; Viridiplantae; Streptophyta; Magnoliopsida; Amborellales; Amborellaceae. The record is from RefSeq and is a predicted model, not a curated record.
CAUUAAAUGUUUGCCCAAACCCCACCCUCGCGCCUCCUAUAAAUUGGCUAAAAAACCCCUCUUUUUCUCUCUCUUAACUCUAAUGGCGACCCACUUGGAACAAGAAAGAGAGAGAGAGGAUGAGGGAGAAAGGUCCCCAAGCUCUGAACCAGAGGAGCAAUCCCAUCAUAGAGAAGAUAAAAAGGAGGAGAGAGAAGAAGAGAGAGAUGGGAAUUUGCAGAGAGUGGGUCAUGGUGGGCUCGGGAGCAGAGGGCUUGGAGGUUUGAGCACAGCUCGAUACAAGGCUCUUUCGCCUGCAAAUCUCCCCAUUGGGCGCUCCUCAUGCCCACCCAUCUUGAGCCCAUCCGCCAUGCUUGACUCCCCUGUGCUUCUCUCUAACAUGCAGCAUGCAGAGCCAUCCCCAACUACAGGUUCGUUCAUGUUGCCACCAUUUCUUUACAAUGCUGUCAAGCCUGAUCCAGGUUCUUCUAAACCGGAUGACUCUAAACCUUGUCAUGAUGAAGAUGGGGGUUCUGCUUGGUUCGUAUUUAAACCACACAUCAAAUCGGGCCAACCUUCACUGGGAGAUUUGGCCUCUUCUAGCACAAACUACCAGCAAUGCGAAAAGCUCUCACAAGUCCAGACACAAUCGCUCACUUCUUCCGUCGAUGUAACUUCUGCCAAGAAUGAGCAUGUAGCCCUCACUGAACAUGAACUGAGCCUCUCUAUUACCUCUCCAACGCUCCCGUCCCAUAUGGCCUCUUCCCAAGUUAAUGGUUCCAAUGGAGUUUCUUCUGAGGAAUUGCAAGCCCGACAAUGUUCUAGUAGUGGAAUUCAAAAAGGAUCAAGCCCACUGACUGUUGUAGAGAGGUCCUCAGAAGAUGGGUUUAACUGGCGUAAAUAUGGUCAGAAACAGGUUAAGGGUAGUGAGUUUCCAAGGAGCUAUUACAAGUGCACAUAUCCCAACUGUCAAGUGAAGAAAAUAAUGGAGCGCUCUCUUGAUGGAAGGAUUACUGAUAUCAACUAUAAGGGUCAGCACGAUCAUCCUAAGCCCCAGCCAAGCCGUCGAUUAGCUGUUGGUUCUGUUCAAGCUAUCCAAGAAGGAGAGGAAAGAUCUGAACUAUUUCGUUCUUCUAUCAAUGCCGAAGAUAAAUCAUCAAAUGCCCAAGGACAGUUCUGUAAUUAUAUGGAUCCAAAUGGUACCCCUGAGCUAUCAUCUGUCUCAGCUAGUGAAGAUGAUACCGAAAGUGGCAGUGUCCAAGCUAAUAAGACUCGCGAUGAAGUUGAGGAUGAUGAUCCUGAGUCAAAACGCAGGAAGAGGGAAUUUAGUGCUGUUGAUUCUGCAUUACUCUGCAGAUCAACCCGUGAGCCACGUGUUGUUGUUCAAACUACAAGUGAAGUUGAUAUUCUUGAUGAUGGGUACCGGUGGCGUAAAUAUGGGCAGAAAGUAGUGAAAGGAAAUCCUAAUCCAAGGAGCUACUACAAAUGCACCAAUGCUGGGUGCCCUGUAAGGAAACAUGUGGAGAGGGCAUCCCAUGACCCCAAGUCGGUCAUUACCACAUACGAAGGCAAACAUAACCAUGAUGUACCCUCAGGACGGGCAAACACCUCCGAAAACACGUUUUCCGCAAUAAGCCAUAGUCCACCUACGCCCAAUUCUCACCCUUUAGCUCCUCAAAAUUUAAUCUUGGGACCAACCACUACUAACCAAGCUGAGGGAACAAAAAUAUCAUACUACGAUCAUUCAGUCAGUCUAGAUUUAGGUGUUGGGGUGGGCCCCGGUUUGGACAACAGAUACCUUGAGAAGCUUAGAACGCUGGAUUCUGCAACAUCCUCGAUUCAAAUUGAUGGUCUAGAAGUUGGUAAAGUAAUUCAAGCAACCCCGAUUUCUUCACUUCAAGGUGGUGGGAGUGAGGUAAGAGAGGGGGAGCCUCAUAAUGCUGUAGAGAAGAGAAAGAGUUUCACUUUUGAAACACCAAAGCCAGUCUAUGAAGCAUCGGGCCCAUAUUAUCAAAGCAUGGGGAGAUUACUACUGGGUCCAUGAGCUUGUGUUUCUUUUUAAUUGCAGGGUAACUGGUUUCUCACAUGCAUUAUCAGGAUGGAAGAUGUUUACUCUGUUUAUCAGUCAAAUAAAAGUCGAGGCCCAAAUCUUCGAGAGGCAAGUAUAUGUUGUAAAUUAUUGAAUCUAAAUUGCUUCCGCUGCCUGAAGAGCAAGCAGUGGAUGCUGUAUCUUAUGUUGAAUGUUAUAAUGUUAUUAGCCACAUUAUUUAA